Rhododendron vialii is the source of this 1264-nucleotide messenger RNA. RefSeq names its product E3 ubiquitin-protein ligase RSL1-like. Gene Ontology annotation, biological process: protein polyubiquitination; positive regulation of proteasomal ubiquitin-dependent protein catabolic process; ubiquitin-dependent protein catabolic process. Lineage: Eukaryota; Viridiplantae; Streptophyta; Magnoliopsida; Ericales; Ericaceae. The record is from RefSeq and is a predicted model, not a curated record. Gene Ontology annotation, molecular function: zinc ion binding; ubiquitin conjugating enzyme binding; ubiquitin protein ligase activity. The annotation marks the transcript as partial. Gene Ontology annotation, cellular component: cytoplasm; ubiquitin ligase complex. The transcript has 2 exons.
ACCCGCGGCCGUCAGAAGAAGACAGGAAUUAUCGACCUCGACGACCCGACGGACGACGACGACGAAGUUCAGUUCCUUUAUUCAUCAGAUUCCUUCGAACGAACCCACUCGGUCAUCGAACCCGGCGAGUCUUCUAACUCCCCUUCCACCACUGUUACUGUUACCUUCGCAUGUGAAAUCUGCACCGAGACCAAACACUUCUCCGAGUCAUUCACCGGAAUGGGUUGCUCUCAUUCUUACUGUUCCGAUUGCAUUGUCAAGUACGUAUGCUCAAAGCUUGACCAAAACAUAACCCAUGUCCCCUGCCCUGAUUCGGGUUGCGACAAGGGUGUACUGGACCCGGACCACUGCAGUCGGAUCCUUCCGCCGGAUGUGUCUGAUAGGUGGGGCAGUGCUCUCUGUGAGUCCGUGAUUCUAACCUCGGAGAAAUUUUACUGCCCUUUCAAGGAUUGCUCGGCCCUUAUGAUUGACGACGGCGGUGGCAAUGGAGGAGGAGGUGGGGGUGGGUGUGGUGAGGCUAUUGCGGAGGCGGAGUGUCCCAACUGCAAUCGAUUGUUUUGUGCGCGGUGUAAGGUUCCGUGGCAUCCGGGGAUUGAGUGCUCGGAGUAUCAGAAACUGAACAAGGAUGAGAGAGGGAGAGAGGAUAUCAUGUUGAUGAAGCUUGCCAAGGACAAGAAGUGGACGAGGUGUCCCAAGUGCAUGAUAUAUGUUGAGAAAACCGAGGGUUGCUUGUUUAUCCUCUGCAGGUGUGGACAUUCUUUUUGUUACAACUGUGGAGCUUUCAUGAUACAGCACUACUGCGAUAUAUGUAAGCAUUGAGCACGCUUUCAAUCUUUUGUCAGUAGCGAGUAAAGGGACUUCUACUUUUUGGCUUGAAGAGGGAUCAAGAGCGGGCUCCUUCAGCCAGGCAACAUGCACAGUCUCAAGUACAAGAGCGGGUUGUAUCCUCUUCAACGUCUCUACACUUGUUUGCCUUAUUUUGUUCUCUUCCCAAGUCGUCACACAUGCCUUUCUAUCUACCCUUUUAAGAAGACCAUGCGAAUAUACUAGCUUAGGGGACUGGGCUAAUUAGGUCAUUAUAAUCCAAGAUGCGAAUUGACAAAUAGGAAUUAUGGUUUUUGGAGGUGUUUGAAAUGUGAACACUUCGUACCUCAGUUCCUAUAAGGGAGACAAACUUCCUGAUAAAUAUGGUUACAAUUUAGGGUUUUGUCUUGUCUAGCUACUUGUGCUCUACUGGAUUUCUUGCAAUACUUUCACUUCUUUA